Messenger RNA from Physcomitrium patens, 1436 nucleotides. RefSeq names its product N-(5'-phosphoribosyl)anthranilate isomerase 1, chloroplastic. Gene Ontology annotation, molecular function: phosphoribosylanthranilate isomerase activity. The record is from RefSeq and is a predicted model, not a curated record. Lineage: Eukaryota; Viridiplantae; Streptophyta; Bryopsida; Funariales; Funariaceae. Gene Ontology annotation, biological process: L-tryptophan biosynthetic process.
UCAAAUACAUAUCAUGAAAUCGUUAACGUUUAUCCCAUUGGCUCGACAUUAUUUUGAUUUCAGAUAGUCAGAUAGUUCAUACCAAAGAGACGAGCACAAAAUUCUGAUUCCUUACAUCCCACAACCAUGAAGCCUUGUGAUCCGACAAGGAUACCAAAUUUCGUAAUUUUACAUACAGGUUCUAUUUUCAGAAGCAGUGCCCGGUGAGACACCAGUGGUCAUGGUUCGCAGGACCAGCUGCUUGGCCUUGUUCGGGGGUUUGGAAGCAUGCUUUGACGUCGUGUGCAGGUAUAGUAUAUGCACUUGAAAUAGACUUUCUUCCACCGCUGUCGAUGUCAUCUUGAGUCUGAAUUGCGUUUUUCCUGGAUACGUCCAUCUGGUUGGAGUUGCUCUCUGCACUGUUGCCGAGUUUGGUCUCAGGAGAAGGUCGCCAUGCUGCAAGUUUGUGGGCAUGUCCACGGCCUCGCCCUCCGCCUGGGUGAUGCCUCCACCUCUUCCUUGAUCAUGUUCCGAUCCUCGUCGCCGCCUCUCCUCAGACGGAACUGUGGGUGCGGCAGGCUCGCUCGGGGAACGCAAGCUGGUGUUGCAGCUCCAAUUGUGGCUUUGCAAUCGUCACAAAUAUCUGAAGGAAUGGCGGAGGGGUUGAAUUCGAAAGCGGUGCGCCCUUUGAUAAAAAUGUGCGGGAUUACGAGCCCAGAAGACGCAGCUGUGGCUGCUAGAGCGGGGGCGACCUACAUUGGCAUGAUCGUUUGGCCCAAGUCCAAAAGAUCCGUUACCGUGAGCCUUGCACAAGAGAUAGCUGCUGCGGCUAGAGAGAAUGGUGCCGAGCCAGUCGGUGUCUUUGUGGAUGAAGAUGCUGAGCAGAUUGAGAGGGCGUGUAAUGACGCUAAACUUGGCAUUGCUCAGUUGCACGGAGAUGGCGCAAGAGCUUCUCUUCUUCAAGGCUUGCCGGAAUCCUUGAAGGUGAUCUACGUGUUGCACGCCAACAAAAACGGAAUUAUUCAGACCAAGUUUCCAGAGAGCAGCGAGGGUAGCCCUCUUGUGGACUGGGUGUUGGUGGAUAGCUUACAAGGGGGCAGUGGCGAGCAAUUCGAUUGGCGAAAUUUUCGAGCUCCAAGUAUGCAGAGCCGAAGGGGCUGGCUAUUAGCAGGUGGACUUACUCCUAGUAAUGUUGCUACAGCACUCUCCCUUGUAACACCCAAUGCUGUGGAUGUUUCAAGUGGUAUUGCGGGGCCCGAUGGAAUACGCAAAGACCCGGCUCGCAUUCAAGCUUUUGUACAUGCAGUGCAGAAUUCUGACUUGUUCAAUGAUGUAGGCUCAAGAUAACUUGUUAGGGUAGGCGGAUGCGUUCAACCAAAGAUGCCAUUGAGUAAUUCACAAGUCAGACUUGUAGAUGACCACCAUUGAGAAAUCAACUCUGGUUUCAUUCUUCGUCA